CAACAUCCUGCAUAUAUACACAGAACACUCGCAGCCGUAGACCAAAGCACCUGUUUCGUGCAAGUACGGUCUCAGCUAUUUCUAUUGAUUCAAACUCUGACCUUUGAAGUUUGAGCUCUGCCAGCUACAACCACCAUGGUUAGAUGUGAGUGACAGGUGAACUGAUGCGGAAACAUUUUUAAGCACAAAGCUGUAACUCUUUCUGAUCAGAUGUCAAAGGAAACAUGUCAACAGAAAGCUGGAUCAUUUCUUGGUAAUACUGGGUUCGGCCUGAUGUUAAUUUAGAUUAUUUGCACAUUCUGUAAGUUCUCCAACUUCCUCGCUGCUCAUCUGAAACCAUGGCUGGAGGUUUCCUGGCAAUCGUUGUCUUUGCUGUUGCUGCAGUGAUGGCUAGUUUGCCUGGGACGUUUGCUGCUUUCUAUGGGGCGAAUUACUGGAAUGACCGCUACAAGGAAUUCGGCAUCGACUAUGAAACCGGUAGUGCGAUGUUCAAUGGCCUUUGGUCAGAUCAGCCCAACCUCAAAGGUGGUUACGGACGGCCCAACACAGACUACAGCUCAAGAGUCUGUGACUGUGUUUGUGAUGAGAAAGAGAAAACUGCGGACUGCAGAACGCAGACAGUCGUAAUUCUGAAGAAUAUGAACUUUGAUAACAUUACUGCGGAGAUGUUCAACCCAGAAACCACAGAUAUAACCAUUGUUGGAGGUCCUAAACAUCUUGAGAGAAAUGCAUUCGGCCUUCUCACUAAGCUCACAGAAUUGACAAUACACAACACGGACAUAUCAACCUUUCCUGACCUGUCAAACUGCACAAGUUUGGAGCAGCUGGAUCUGACAAGGAACAAGAUUAACCUGUCUCCGUCCACCUACAAAACCAUUACAUUUGCCAAAACGCUGAAAAGAGUGAGCCUGAUGGAGAACACCAUUAACUGGCUUCCCUCUGGAUUCUUUGCCAACACCAACAUUCAGUACCUUGGUCUGAGCAUGAAUAAGCUGGCCACGUUUCCCAGCGAUUCCCUCCAGAACAUGAAGAACCUAACCUUCUUGUCUCUGGACCUCAACAAGCUCACCUCGGUCUCCAAACGCAAUCUCUUACCCCUAGCGUCCUCUGUGAUUCAACAUCUUAAUCUAAGCAACAACCAGAUAAAUUAUGUUGCACCAAAAGCCCUCAGACAGCUGCAACACCUGAAGAUUCUAGAGUUGCAUCGGAAUGCUCUGGAUGAUCUGCCCCCUCAAACCAUGGACAGGAUCCCUCAACUGUUACACUUGGAUUUGAGCUACAACAGGCUUCAAAUUUUAAAAGCCAAAUCGGUGACGGAUCUGCCAUUUCUGAGGACACUCAUCUUGCAUAAUCAGCAGGAUUUGAAGUUGGCCAGCAUUCAGUACAAUGCUUUCCUUGGUAUUGGAGGCAACCUUACAGAGUUAUAUGUCAGUUCUAAUGCACUGCCCUACUUCCCUCAUGCUGUCCUGUCUGAAGAGACAUACGAUCAGCUGGCAGACCUGCACAUAGACAAUAAUUUGAUCACCAACGUCACAGAAUUACAUGUCAACCAGUUUGUCAAUGCCCUGACCCUGUACAACUACCGGCUGACGAUACAUGAACCGUUCGCAAAGAUUCCCAACCUGAAGAAGCUAUUCCUGCACAUGAACAAAAUCAAGGGGGUUAAUGCUGAAGACCUGUGCAAUAUGACUGUCCUUGAGGAACUGAACCUAAACAACAAUCACCUCAGAGAUGAGACACUGGAUCAGAGUGCCUUCCAGUGUCUGACCUUUCUGACAAGACUGGAAAUGAGCAACAACUACUUCAUGUAUGUUCCACCUGCUGUGCAGCUGCAAGAAAGAGUCCAGAGCCUUCGAUAUUUGUAUCUCUCUGGAAACGACUUGACUUUUUUACUGGCUGGGGCAUUUUCCAAUGUAACAACUCUAAGAGGUCUUUAUCUGUCAAGUAAUCACAUCAUUUCUGUGGAAAAUGAUGCCUUCCCUGUUGAUAUAUCCCACAUUGGCCUUAGUAGUAACGAGUUUUACUUCCUGCAUGAGAACCCAUUCAGUAAUUUGACCUCACUGAAUUGGCUUCAGCUGGGGAGUAAUGAGAUUGAUGUCAUACCAGACUCGGCAUUUGAUGGCUGCACAUCUCUUGCAAACCUUGGUCUCAGCAGCAAUAAAAUUGGUCGAAUUCUCAAAACGACAUUUGAGGAUUGUCCACUGUCCAGUGGUCUAAAUCUAGCCUACAAUGAGAUAGCAUACAUCGAGGAUGGUUCCCUGGCUCAUAUAACGUCAACACUCAGUAUUAGUCUGCAGAACAACCGACUGACCAAGAUUCCUAUGGGAGGAGAUUUUGUCAAUCUUUCAAUCACGUGGGAGCUGGAUCUCAGAGGCAACAGCAUAACUGAAAUCAAGACAGGUGCUUUCCAGAAUCUUGCUGCUAGAAAUCUAUACUUGCAAAACAAUGACAUUGCACACAUUGAGCCCUAUGCAUUUGAUGAUAUCACAUUGUCGGGAUCGACUACCUCCUCUCUUACAUUGGACAACAACCCCCUACAGACACUAAGCUCACAUUCCUUCCAUGACAUCACCUGCAGGAACUUUAACAUGCUCUCAGUGGGUGUGACUACCAUUCCGUCUUUUGCAUUCAAUGGGAUCACAGCAUACCACUUCUCAAUGCAGUCCAAUUCUGUGCAAGUUGUCGAGGAGGAAUCGUUUAAUGUCAAUGUCUUUGAAGAGUUGCACUUGGAGAAUAACAAGAUCUAUGACAUUAGAGGCAAGAUGUUUGCAGACGGCACCACUGUAGACACCUUGUGGUUGCAGAACAACGAGGUUGUAUCACUUCCUGGUGACGCAUUUGAUGGGGCAUCCAUAACUACACUGUCUUUGGAUAACAAUGCACUGAUCACGUACCCAGCCAAGGCCCUCUCUAGUCAGAAUCUGGCUGAAGUCCAUCUGAAUGACAACCAGAUUGCAACUCUACCCCCUGAUGCAUUUGAGGGGCAGAGCAGCAUGGAGUUACUGAACUUACAGAAUAACAGGCUGAGUGAGAUUCCACCUGGAAUCCUAGCACCUUUGACUAACUUGGAAAAACUAGAUCUGUCAGGCAAUGAGUUGAGUCACUGGCCCAUAAUGCCCAGCCUUCCAAUGCUUCAGCAACUUGAUCUGUCCAACAACAACAUAAAGACAGUUGGGCAGAAUGCCUUUGAUGACCUCAACGCCGAUGUCCUUAUAUGGCUAAAUCUUGCCAGCAACCCUCUGGGCUGCACCUGUAACCUGUAUUACUCGCUGGAUUAUGACCGCACUGCUGUCACUGGUGGCAAAUGUGCGACACCAGAGGAGGCAGCUGGAGUGUUGUUCUCAUACUUCAGUCAGUCGUCCGAUAUGUACUUCACCAAUGUACCCCGUCGGCUGUUCCAGUGUGCACCAUAUAAUGUGACGGCAACUCCCCCACACCUUUGGCAGAUCUUCGUCAGCUGGACGGAACCGUUUGAAGUGUUUCCCAGCAUAAAUGCCACAAAUUCAACAGAUGACUCCACGGAUGAAGAAUGGAUGUAUGGUGUGACCUGUACCAGUAACGCGGCACCUCUGCUGUAUUACAACACUACCUCCGUCAGCCAUCUCUUCACUGCUGGUGAUGGGGUGCAGGUUGGCACGGAUUAUAUCUGUCAUGUGACCCUGACUGUGGGAAACUACACGGGUGCACCUGAUGAAUAUGUCCCAGUCACCACACUAGAGAAUGUCGCUGAAACAAAUUUUACUGAGGCAACAGCUCAAGACAUCAAGCUGGCUAUUGUCUACUAUGACUUCAGCUCUGGAAAUUCGGACUUCACCCCAGUUGGAAAAGAUGUCAUCAGCCAACCAACAUAUGUGGUCUCACCCUAUGGGGCCUGGCUGGCCAUAUCAGACAACCCCACUGGUGACGCCUUCUCCGGCUGGUUUCGUAACAACCCAGGCGUGAACUACGCCAUUGAUACGGAGCUGGUGUUGAAGUGGCUCAACUCAUCAGGUGUUGUCGACCCCGUCAACAGGUAUUGGUCAGAGGCUUUCUACCCAGUGGAUGGUCUUGGCUUUGCUGCUGAGGGACAAAGGGACUGCAGCUUCAUUCUCCACAACUUUGGUUUCACGAGUGCCAUAAGAACUGGGAUCAUGUUCAAUGAGACUGAGGUCAUAACGGUUGGUGGCGGGGAUGAAAUCUGGGUGUACGUCAACAAGGUCCUCGUAUUGGAAGUCCACGGUGACUCUUCAGGCAAUCCUGUCAGGUGUAAGAGCAUUGCACUGGCAUUAGCAGCUGAUCAAGGUGGGAACUAUUUAACUCCAGAGGAGGGAACAGUUGUUGACGGAGAAUGCGUCAUCACCAAUUCCAUUCCUGAAGAACAAGUACUUCUUGAAAUGGAGGUUGGUGAGUCUUACCACUUUGACCUCUUCCACACCGAGCGGAAUCCUUGCUCCUCUGAGUUCUUCCUGGAGGUUCAAGGUAUCAAGUUCCUUCCUCUGAACCCAGAUAACCCUCCAGUUGACUAUGCUGUCACUGUGGAUGAGGACCUACACCUCAGUGCCAUCCUGGAAUCAGUCUGGGUGGCAGAUGCCUUCUCUGCCGGACCAAACUUUCAAGUCACCAUCACAAGUGGCAAUGAAGCAAGACACUUCACCCUCAAAAACAACACCAAAGAAAAUGUAGCAGAUGGUGAGGCCCCUACUGCUGGUCCACCAUCAUUUAGUGAUACGGUGAAUGGUACAGACUUCAUCACUUGUGACUCCGAAUCAGAGAAAGUGCCGGAGCGAAAUGAAACUGCAGAGCAAACAUUUAAUGUCAAUACGGACAAGGCCUUGAUAACACUUGCAACUGAGCUUGAUUAUGAAGUUGCUUCAUGGUACUUCCUGAAGAUCAGUGUAGUUGAUCUCAAUGCCAGCCCACCGCAUGAAGGCAUGCUGACCGUUGAGAUUACUGUGACUGAUGUGAACGACAACUGCCCUGUGGUGUCCAAGAACAGCCUUGUCUUCUUCCCAUUGCCCGUUCUGCAGCAGGAACCCCUGGCCGAGGUGCUAGUGACUGAUGCGGACAGCGGGGCCAACAGUCAGAUCACCUAUCACACCUCAGCAGUCACAGAGAUACCAAUCAUCAACGACACCUUCUCAGUACUUCAGCUGACAAUCGUAGCCAUUGAUGAUGGCACUCCAGCUCGCGGCACAGUCGUCAACGUCACCGUGACCAUCAGCAACACCUGUCUCUAUGAUGCUAUCAGUGAGCCAGUUGAAGUCAAAGUCUACAUUGAUGUCCUGACAGGUGGCCUGUACCUUAGGGUGCCCAAAUACUACGUCUUUGUUUAUGAUUGUAGAGAUGCCCUCGGAAUGCAGACAGGCGUUAUUCAAGACAGAAUGGUAUCAGCGUCAUCAUUUUAUGACAGUGCGCACACACCAAACAGAGCAAGGCUCCAUGCUAAUGCCAGCACAGAUGGUGAAUUUGGGUCAGGCUGGAUAGCAGAAACCACUGACACGAACCAGUGGCUGCAGGUCGACAUGGAUCUGGUUACUAUCUUCUCUGGUGUCAGGACUCAGGGUGUUGGGGAUGCAGAAGUCUGGAUUGAGACUUACUAUGUGGCAUACUCCAAUGAUACCAGCACAUGGUAUAGGAUACAGGAUAAAGAUGGCAAUGACCAGCUCUUCACUGGUAACAUAGACCAGGAUGCUGUCUCCAGUGUGUACUUUAAUGAAGUCUAUGCUCAGUAUAUCCGCAUUCUGCCCCAAUCAUGGCACAGCAAGAUAGGGCUGAGGCUAGAAAUUGUUGGUUGUACCACAGAGAGACGGCUACGACACUUGACCCAGUGUGAGCGCUGUCUAACCACCAACUACUGCAUAGGGGACGGUUUACAGCGCCCCUGUGGUCGCUGUGAUCCUCCGUUGGACUCGUGCGACCGGUCACCAACAGAGCAUUCCUUUGGCCAUGCCUUAGAAUGUGUACCUUGCCCUAUUGGAUGGUUGUGCAAAGAUGGUUAUGCUACACCAUGCCCAAAGUAUCAUCAUGGCCGCUGCAAUGAAACACACUGCCCAGAGGCCUGUGCUCUGUGUGACCCAGGCACAGCUUGCUUUAGGGGGAUACAGUCCAUCUGCCCCCAAGGCUACUUCUCACAAGGAUUUGAUUCAGAGUUCUGCCAGCCCUGCCAGCCGGGCACAUUCAAUAACUUAACUGGGCAGUCGAUCUGUGAGAAGUGCCCUGCAGGAUACCAGAGCACACAGGGUAAGAGUUCCUGCGCACCAUGCCACAUCACAGCAUGGUCGGCUGGAGACGGGAGGCCUUGCAAGUCAUGCUCCAGUCAGGCUGAAUGUCCCUGUAUGACAGAGUUUAGCCCUUGUGCUGAAGAUGUACUAUGCAUCAAUCAGGGAGCAGGGAAAUAUAUCUGUGGUGGGUGUCCGGCUGGCUUCUCUCAGGUUGGAGAUGGAUGUGCAGAUAUUAAUGAGUGUGCCAUCGCAGACCCUUGCAACUUCACCUGCAUCAACUUGUCACCAGGCUAUGAAUGCAGUGCAUGUAAACCUGGCUAUGCCGGCAAUACACCUCAUGGUAUAGGAGUGGAUCAUGCAUUGGCUAACCCCCAGGUGUGUAAAGAUAUUGACGAAUGUGCCAUCGACAAUGGCGGAUGUGAUCCCAAUUCUGAGUGUGUGAACACUGAGGGAAGUUACCAUUGUGGUUUCUGCCUACCUGGUUACCUAGGAGACGGUAAGACUGGUUGCCUCCCUGGCGACUAUUGCCUCACGGGCAAAAACAACUGCCAUGAGAAUGCUACAUGCAUCUCCACAGGAGCUGGUACUUAUGUCUGCGAGUGCAACAACGGCUGGGCGGGCAAUGGAGUCUAUUGCGGCAUUGACACCGAUCUCGAUGGUCGGCCAGAGAUGACACUUCUCUGCAGCGAUCUGGCAUGUAAAGCAGACAACUGUCCCCAACAUCCCAACAGUGGGCAGGAAGAUGCAGAUGAUGAUCAUAUUGGCGAUAUCUGUGACGAUGACGACGAUAAUGAUAGUAUCUUUGAUGCCAAGGAUAACUGCCAGUACACAGCUAAUUAUUUCCAAGAAGACACAGAGGGUGACGGCAUUGGUGAUGCGUGUGAUAAUUGCCUCAGCGAUAACAACCCAGACCAGGCUGACACGGAUAGUGAUGGGCUUGGUGAUGCAUGUGACCCAGACACUGACAAUGAUGGAGUGCUUAAUGCUGCCGAUAACUGUCCACUUGUUCCCAACACAAGUCAGGAGGACUCAGAGACACCAACCGGAGAUGGUGUGGGUGACGCAUGUGAUAACUGCCCUGCUGUGUCUAACACAGCACAGACUGAUACGGACCAGAACGGAUAUGGUGAUGCUUGUGAUGUCGUCGGUGGCACAAACAAAGACAUGGAUGGUGAUGGUAUUCUCAAUAUAGACGACAACUGUAUCAGCAUUCCUAAUGCAGAUCAGACGGACAAUGAUGCUGAUGUUGUUGGUGAUCUGUGUGACAGUGACAAAGAUGGUGAUGGCAUCUUGGAUGACGAUGACAAUUGUCCUUAUGUUUCAAACAGUGGACAGGAAGACACAAAUGGUAAUAAGUUGGGAGAUGCAUGUGAAACAGACUACGAUGGUGACGGCACAGUUGACAGCGAUGACAUCUGCCCCAACAGCAACAAGUAUCAAGUUACAGAUUUCUCACGAGGCUUCAUCUCGGUGGAGUUACACUCUGGACUCAUCAACGGCACCAGUCCAGUCUGGGUUGUUACCGAUAAGGGGAAAGAGAUUCGUGACAUCAGCAACACCAUCAUGCCAUCCAUGUUGAUUGGUCAGGCAACACUGGCAGCAGUAGAUUACAGCGGGACCAUGUUUGUCAACACCGAUGAGGGAAGUAAUUACAUCGGCUUUGUCUUUGGUUACCAGAGCAACCGGAAAUUCUAUGUGGUGAUGUGGCGACAUGAUAACAUGAACAAUCCCAGAAACAAGGGCGGUAUCAGGGGAAUACAGAUUAAGAAAGUGAACUCUGCCAGUGGGCCUGGCCAAUCAUUGGCAGAUGCCCUGUACCACUCCUACACCACCGCCAAUCAGGUUGAGCUGCUUUGGCAGGAUCCAUUUUUGCAGGGGUGGCAGCACCGAACUUCGUACAAGUGGUUCCUGACACAUAGGCCAGAUAUUGGAUUAAUCAGAGUUGUCAUCAAGGUGGGAGAGGAGACUUUGACUGACUCUGGAGACAUCUAUGAUGCCACUUACCUUGGUGGUCGACUUGGGGUGUUUGUCUAUGAUCAGAAGGAUGUCAUAUGGUCACGACUUAGCUACAAGUGUGCUGAAAGGGUCAAUCAGGCACUGGAGUUUGAUGGCGUUGAUGAUUACGUCAUCCUUCCUAGCCUAGAAACCUUGCAACUUACCUCGAGUUUCACCCUGGAAGCAUGGGUGCACCUUCCUUCAAGUUACCCCUUGGUCACCAUGCCCGUCGUGUGCACUCUCGAUCGAAGACUUUGCAUGUUCAUAGAAAAUGGGUACCUGAGGGGCAGAGUAGGUGAUCAAAUUGUUGUUGGCAAUACAGUUCUACCCAACUCCACCUGGACACACCUGGCAAUGAGAUUUGACGCCCAAAAUAGACACUUGACUGUGUUCAUCAAUGGAAAUGCUGGAACCACACAAGCCAACAUUGGAACCCCUGAAUGGGAUGUUAGUGCCCAAGUGCAUAUUGGUAGAAAUGAAGACUAUUUCUUUAGCGGAACAAUGGAUGAGGUGCGUAUAUGGGGUGUAAGUCUCUCUGAUGCUGAGAUUGAGGAGCACAUGCAGCUAGCUAGCCUGGAACGACAGAAACACAAAGAUCUGCUGGACGCACACUAUAAUAUGGACAAUGAGGAACAAGGAUCCACUAUGCUUCUGGACCAGGGCCUGUAUGCGCACCAUGGUCUGAUAGUAGGGAGCCCUGUCUUCACUCCAAGCUUUGUUGACCAGGGUCGCUUCCAGGUCACAUACCCAGAGAACCGACGCAGACGGCGAAGUGUUAGAAAUCACUACAUGGAAAAGCACGCUGAGCUGUAGAUUAGUACACAGUAUUAUUUUGGCUGUUAUAUUUUCAAGCCAAAGCACGAAGGAAACUAUUUGUUUGGUCUGUUCUCUGAAAAGCUUUUGAAGCCUUUGAGUUGAGACAUUGAUUUCUAUUUUCACUUUUGAUGGUUUUCUGGUGAGAGUGGUUGACAGCCUCGGCAAAUUUCACUAAGCCUUUUGCGAAGUAAUUUUAAUAAAAUCUGGUACACUGAAUUCUUAAAAUUUGUGUGAACAUAACAGUUUGAAUUCUCCUAA
Molecule: messenger RNA, 9269 nt
Organism: Acanthaster planci (crown-of-thorns starfish)
Lineage: Eukaryota; Metazoa; Echinodermata; Asteroidea; Valvatida; Acanthasteridae
Biological process (GO): homophilic cell-cell adhesion
Cellular component (GO): extracellular region; plasma membrane
Molecular function (GO): calcium ion binding; protein binding
Source: RefSeq, a predicted model, not a curated record